AUGGCCGCCCUCCUUCCAGCGUUCCACGGAUUCCACCUGCAGCAACCCCUGUCAAGGCAAUCGGGUGCUUGCCGGGAAACUGCCCACCAGGCCGGGAACAUGUUCAGUCAUCAGGGGAUAGACGAGAGAGCGAGCCAAUGGAGGAGCACCGCCGUCAUGUUGGCACGGCGAGGUGCUGCGAAAAAGCAAGGUACCAAGUAUAGGCCAUUCGACGGCAUGUUCCCUGACUGUGCUGUGUUGGACCCUAGGUCACAUUAUUGA
Messenger RNA from Colletotrichum lupini, 261 nucleotides. RefSeq lists its product as uncharacterized. The coding region runs from base 1 to 261 and encodes 86 amino acids. Lineage: Eukaryota; Fungi; Ascomycota; Sordariomycetes; Glomerellales; Glomerellaceae. The transcript has a single exon. The record is from RefSeq and is a predicted model, not a curated record.